AUAUUGUGAAUGAGUGUACGAUUGGACGGAAACAACAAUCCAUUCAUUCAGUGAUUCAGCUCUUAUUGAAGUGUUAUUUGAAUUGAAGUUUCGGUCAAUUGAUUGUCCAUUAAUUGAGUGCUCAUUACUAACCCGUUAUCACCUAAACUGAGUCAACAGCGAGUAUGAGUGCCAUCGGAACCGGUUACGAUUUGUCGGCGUCUCAGUUCUCACCGGACGGACGUGUCUUUCAAGUGGAAUACGCCCACAAAGCCGUCGAGAACAGCGGGACUGUCAUAGCGUUGAGAGGAAAGGACGGCAUAGUGUUGGCGGCCGAGAAGUUGGUGGCCUCCAAACUGUACGAAUCGGGUGCUAAUAAACGCCUGUUUAAUGUGGACCAACACAUCGGUGUUGCGGUCGCCGGACUUCUGGCCGACGCCAGAGCUAUAGUGGAGAACGCGAGGGAAGAGGCGAAGAACUACCGCUCGGAAUACGGUUCACCCAUUCCUAUCAAAUAUCUGAAAGAGAGGACAGCCAUGUAUUUGCACGCAUACACUAUGUAUAGUGCGCUCAGACCUUUCGGGUGUAGUCUUCUGGUGGCAUCACAUGAUAACAUCGAUGGACCGCAACUCUAUUGUCUCGACCCGUCGGGCCUUUCAUGGGGCUACUACGGGUGCGCUAUAGGAAAGGCCAAACAGGCGGCCAAAACAGAACUCGAAAAGUUAAAACUCAAAGACAUGACCGCAAAACAGUUGAUCAAAGAGGCG
Medioppia subpectinata is the source of this 746-nucleotide messenger RNA. NCBI's taxonomy places the organism in Eukaryota, Metazoa, Arthropoda, Arachnida, Sarcoptiformes, Oppiidae. The record is from the annotation of a GenBank genome assembly.